This is a messenger RNA of Fulvia fulva, 1302 nucleotides long. Its product is annotated as Serine/threonine-protein kinase ppk13. The record is from RefSeq and is a predicted model, not a curated record. Gene Ontology annotation, molecular function: ATP binding; protein serine/threonine kinase activity. Gene Ontology annotation, cellular component: Golgi apparatus; cytoplasm. Bases 1 to 1302 code for a protein of 433 amino acids. The transcript has a single exon. Gene Ontology annotation, biological process: vacuolar protein processing; protein phosphorylation; regulation of vacuole fusion, non-autophagic. Lineage: Eukaryota; Fungi; Ascomycota; Dothideomycetes; Mycosphaerellales; Mycosphaerellaceae.
AUGUCAUCUCCCUCGCUGGUCGAGCAAUUGUCGCAUUAUCUUCUGGACGGCAUGUGGCAGCUCGGCAACUGUUUCAACUGCUUUCCCUCGAAUCCUUCGUUACGAGUCAACGGUCGAAGUCUCAAGAUCUUGCGAUUGCUAGGAGAAGGAGGCUUCAGCUAUGUCUAUUUGGUACAGUCACCAGGCGAACCAACCCUAUAUGCGCUCAAGAAGAUUCGAUGUCCAUUCGGCGAGGAGAGCGUGUCGCAGGCGCUGAAAGAAGUUGAGGCGUACAGCUUGUUCUCUCCGCACCCAAACAUAAUACACGCUGUCGACCACAGCGUCAAGACCGAAAGGGGAGGGGACGCAGGCAGCAAGACGGUGUACAUCCUGUUACCGUACUACAGGAGGGGCAAUCUGCAAGAUGCCAUCAAUGCGAACCUCGUGAAUCGCGCGCGCUUCCCUGAGAGACGACUCAUGGUCCUGUUCCUCGGCGUAUGCAGAGCGCUCAAAGCCAUGCACCAAUACCGCGUGAAAGGAGCGUCUGGCGGUGAGCAAAGUAGACGAAACGCGCGGAAGGUGCGACAAGAGGCUGCAGAAGCAGACCAGGACGCGCAAGAUGAGGUUCUCGCCAAUCAAGGCCGGCGGAGGCGGGAUCAUGAAGACGGAGAAACAGAGCAUGAACCGUUGAUGGAAGGCGAGGUCAUGGCAGCGCAAGAUGGUGUUGCAGAGGGUGGCAUGAGAAGCUAUGCGCACAGAGACAUCAAGCCGGGAAACAUUAUGAUUGCGGACAAUGGCACACAACCAAUACUCAUGGACCUUGGCUCAAUCGCGCCCUCGCCCACACCGAUCACGAGUCGAGCGAUGGCGCUACAGGUGCAAGAUCAGGCCGCGGAACACAGCACGAUGCCAUAUCGCGCACCUGAGCUUUUCGACGUGAAGACAGAUACAACCAUCGAUACGAAAGUGGACAUCUGGAGCAUGGGUUGCACGCUGUAUGCAUGCCUUGUGGGUAAAUCACCAUUUGAAGCACGAAGCGAGGAGACUGGCGGGUCUCUAUCACUCUGUGUGCUUGGUGGAGACUGGCGGUUCCCAGAUGAGGGCGCAGCAGAAGCCAGGCGUGGGAAGCAGCGGGUCUCCGAUAUCGAUCCGAACGCCAGCAAGAAGGAGGACGCCAUAGCAGACCCUGUCAAGCAAGUUGUAAGGCGAUGUUUGACUGUUGAGCCGAGCGAACGACCAGAUAUCGAUCAGCUCAUCUCGAUGGUUGAGGAAGUCAUCACGGCUCUUCCGGACGAAGGUGAUGCAGCGCUGGACAUGGAGUAA